Molecule: messenger RNA, 10883 nt
Organism: Oncorhynchus kisutch (coho salmon)
Lineage: Eukaryota; Metazoa; Chordata; Actinopteri; Salmoniformes; Salmonidae
Gene: cdk16
Product: cyclin dependent kinase 16
Exons: 17
Coding region: 540-2126 (528 amino acids)
Biological process (GO): protein phosphorylation; neuron projection development; exocytosis
Cellular component (GO): cytoplasm; nucleus; synaptic vesicle
Molecular function (GO): cyclin-dependent protein serine/threonine kinase activity; ATP binding
Source: RefSeq, a predicted model, not a curated record
ACUGUAAGCUUUUCCUAUUCUAUUAGGGUAAUAUGAGGAAUUUAUAUACAUUUUGAAUAGCUUCCAUUGAUAGAGACUUAGUUAAAAAUACCCAGACAUAACGGAAAUAAUAAAAACACUGUGGAAUGUCACACGACCUGACUUGGGGCUGGUAAGCGAAUGCGUAAUUAACGGAUCUCCACCUCUCCAAUCAGCCGGAGUGAGUGACUCCAGAAUCUAUUCGCAGCUGCUCUACUACCCUCCGCAUUUGGAACUGAACAGCUGCUAAAACGUUUGAACAAUUUUUCAGAAUGCGAAUAGGGCAUGCUGUCAGACAGGGGCGAACCGGUGCUGUAUCUCAACCAGCAGAAUAAUGGCUGAGGACUAUUGGGAGAGCACACUGGCUUUGGGAUAUUUUUGCUAAGAUUACAAGGGCAUACGGGAUCUCGUGUCCUCGGAGAGCUUGAACUGUGGCUACCCCUCCGCCCUCUGCGUCUCGGCCCCCGCCCUCCACGUCUCGCCCCCCACCCUCCGCAUCCCGCCCCCCGCUGCCCCCUCUGAUGGACCGCAUGAGGAAGAUCAAGCGGCAGCUGUCCCUCACCCUGAGGGGGGGCAACAGUGGGGAUAAGACCAGUGAGACCAUCAGCCCUCAGGACACAGCGCACAGUCACAGUGACUCUGAGACCAUGUCAGUGCGAGGCAGUGGCACUGGCAGUUUGCGGGGUUCAGUGCGAGGCAGUGGUGGUGGAGGCUCGUUCAGCAUGCACUCCCUGCUCCAGUCGUACGGCUCCGCCCUGCGCCGACCACACAGCCUGGGCCGCAGCCUCAGCUCCUAUCUCAACCACACCACACGUCUGGAGAUAGUUCAUGAAGAUGUGAAGAUCGGCUCUGAUGGGGAGAGUGACCAGGUCUCGGCCACCUCUUCUGAUGAAGUACACAGUCCUGUCAGGGUCCGCCUCAGGAACAACUCUGUACGCAAGAUAUCCACCGAGGAUAUAAACAAGCGGUUGUCCUUGCCUGCGGACAUCCGUCUCCCAGAUGGCUACCUGGAGAAGUUCUGUUUGAACAGUCCUCUUUUUGACAAACCUCUGAGCCGGAGGCUAAGGAGAGUCUCCCUGUCCGAGAUUGGCUUUGGGAAGCUGGAGACCUAUGUGAAGCUGGAUAAGCUAGGAGAGGGAACCUAUGCCACGGUAUACAAAGGACGCAGCAAGCUGACUGACAACCUGGUGGCUCUGAAAGAGAUCCGAUUGGAGCAUGAGGAGGGGGCUCCCUGCACUGCCAUCAGAGAAGUGUCUCUGCUGAAGGAUCUGAAACACGCCAACAUAGUGACCCUCCAUGACAUCAUCCACACGCAGAAGUCUCUCACGCUGGUCUUUGAGUACCUGGAUAAAGACCUUAAGCAGUAUCUGGAGGAUUGUGGCAACUCUAUCCACAUGCACAAUGUGAAGCUCUUCCUGUUCCAGCUGCUGCGCGGCCUCAACUACUGCCACCGCCGCAAAGUCCUCCACAGAGACCUCAAACCCCAGAACCUGCUCAUCAACGACCGCGGAGAGCUCAAACUGGCUGACUUUGGCCUGGCCCGGGCUAAGUCCAUUCCCACCAAGACAUACUCCAACGAGGUGGUGACGCUAUGGUACCGUCCCCCAGACAUCCUCCUAGGAAGCACUGACUACUCAACGCAGAUAGAUAUGUGGGGAGUGGGUUGUAUCUUCUAUGAGAUGUCUACAGGCCGCCCCCUAUUUCCUGGUUCCACAGUGGAGGAGGAGCUGCACUUCAUCUUUAAACUGCUAGGUACACCCAAUGAGACAUCCUGGCCUGGAAUCACCUCCAAUGAGGAAUUCAUCUCAUACAACUACCCCCGGUACAGAGCCGACUGUCUACGGAAUCACACACCAAGACUGGACAAUGAAGGAGUGGAACUGCUGUCCAAACUGCUGCAGUUUGAGGGAAAGAAGCGCAUCUCAGCAGAGGAGGCCAUGAGGCAUCUAUACUUCCACAGUCUGGGAGACCGAGUCAUCACACUGCCUGACACUACAUCAAUAUUUUCACUUCAAGACAUUCAGCUGGAGAAGGAGCCCGGCUGUAGAAGCAGCUCCUUGUCUGACUCAGUGAACAGCAUUUCUCGACGACAGAGCCUGCUUUUCUGAGUGGAGGGAGAGAGAGACGGACGAACGAGAGGACGGGAAGCUGAGACAUUUCCGUGUGCGAUGAAGGGAUACAUAUUCAUCAUCUUUAUACCUUUUGAAUUGUCAUUGUUGGUCCAUUUAGUGUUGAGAGAGGUUCACUAGCUGUUUACAUGUAAGAUGAGGCUGAGGAGGAUACCUGUUUUUCUUCUGUGUUUGCUCUCUAUAUAGUACAGUUUACUGUCACAGACACACUUUUACCAUCACGUAUACUGUAAAUGCUGACAGGCAAAGAAAGCCUUACCAUUUUUCCUUGUAUAGCUAACUACUGUGAUCUUUAGUUUACAGGCUGACAUAAUUGCAGCCCUGUAUAAUUAAAUUUAGACAUGUCAGGACAUUCUUUGAAUGCAAUAAUCAUGACCCGUACAUUUUAAUGGAUUUGGACCAAAGUUUUCGACUCACUUAAAUUAUGCACAAUGCUAUUGUAAUACCCCUCGCUAGAACCUUUCUAUGUUUUAUUGUAUAAUACCACAAUGAAGGAAUAAUUUGAAAAAUGACAAGGCUUGAAUAAGUGAGAAGUUGAUUAGAGUUGUCUUCUAAUUGAGAGGGGAAUAAUAAUACGGUGAGGCUGUAGUGUCUCACCUUGGUCUUCCACACUCCCAUUUCCACCACAGUAAGGUAUUACAGUCUAUGCCUCCCAUUUCCACCACAGCAAGGUAUUACAGUCUAUCCCUCCCAUUUCCACCACAGUAAGGUAUUAGUCUAUCCCUCCCAUUUCCACCACAGCAAGGUAUUACAGUCUAUCCCUCCCAUUUCUACCACAGCAAGGUAUUAGUCUAUCCCUCCCAUUUCCACCACAGCAAGGUGUUAGUCUAUCCCUCCCAUUUCCACCACAGUAAGGUAUUACAGUCUAUCCCUCCCAUUUCCACCACAGCAAGGUAUUAGUCUAUCCCUCCCAUUUCCACCACAGUAAGGUAUUACAGUCUAUCCCUCCCAUUUCCACCACAGCAAGGUAUUAGUCUAUCCCUCCCAUUUCCACCACAGUAAGGUAUUAGUCUAUCCCUUCCAUUUCCACCACAGUAAGGUAUUGCAGUCUAUCCCUCCCAUCUCCACCACAGUAAGGUAUUACAGUCUAUCCCUCCCAUUUCCACCACAGUAAGGUAUUACAGUCUAUCCCUCCCAUUUCCACCACAGCAAGGUAUUAGUCUAUCCCUCCCAUUUCCACCACAGUAAGGUAUUAGUCUGUCCCUCCCAUUUCCACCACAGCAAGGUAUUAGUCUAUCCCUCCCAUUUCCACCACAGUAAGGUAUUACAGUCUAUCCCUCCCAUCUCCAUCAAUCCAAGGUAUUACAGUCAAUCCCUCCCAUUUCCACCACAGCAAGGUAUUACAGUCUAUCCCUCCCAUUUCUACCACAGCAAGGUAUUACAGUCUAUCCCUCCCAUUUCCACCACAGUAAGGUAUUACAGUCUAUCCCUCCCAUUUCCACCACAGUAAGGUAUUACAGUCUAUCCCUCCCAUUUCCACCACAGUAAGGUAUUACAGUCUAUCCCUCCCAUUUCCACCACAGUAAGGUAUUACAGUCUAUCCCUCCCAUUUCCACCACAGCAAGGUAUUACAGUCUAUCCCUCCCAUUUCCACCACAGCAAGGUAUUACAGUCUAUCCCUCCCAUUUCUACCACAGCAAGGUAUUAGUCUAUCCCUCCCAUUUCCACCACAGCAAGGUGUUAGUCUAUCCCUCCCAUUUCCACCACAGUAAGGUAUUACAGUCUAUCCCUCCCAUUUCCACCACAGUAAGGUAUUACAGUCUAUCCCUCCCAUUUCUACCACAGCAAGGUAUUACAGUCUAUCCCUCCCAUUUCCACCACAGUAAGGUAUUACAGUCUAUCCCUCCCAUUUCCACCACAGUAAGGUAUUACAGUCUAUCCCUCCCAUUUCCACCACAGUAAGGUAUUACAGUCUAUCCCUCCCAUUUCCACCACAGUAAGGUAUUACAGUCUAUCCCUCCCAUUUCCACCACAGUAAGGUAUUACAGUCUAUCCCUCCCAUUUCCACCACAGUAAGGUAUUACAGUCUAUCCCUCCCAUUUCCACCACAGUAAGGUAUUACAGUCUAUCCCUCCCAUUUCCACCACAGUAAGGUAUUACAGUCUAUCCCUCCCAUCUCCAUCAAUCCAAGGUAUUAGUCUAUCCCUCCCAUCUCCAUCAAUCCAAGGUAUUAGUCUAUCCCUCCCAUCUCCAUCAAUCCAAGGUAUUAGUCUAUCCCUCCCAUCUCCGUAAUCAUUGAAGGGGGAUAUUAGUUUAGUACCAGGUAGAUUAAUCCCAACAGUGUCAUGGUGGCAUUUGGGGGAAAUCCUCAUGUUGUAUUUAUUUAUUUAUUUUCAUAAUGCUGUGCUUGGCUGAUAUGGUACAAUGGUUUGAAAGAACAGCACUUCUGUUCUAUUUUCACACAACGUUUUGCAGUUCUCUGAGGAAUCCAUAGCACUUACAGGAAUUCUCCUCAUUCUUGCAGGAAUUCUGGAAUUUGGGGAACCGUUGUACCAAAAACCUGGAGAUGGCGUUCUCUUUAUUGAUUAUAUAGACAUGCAUCCAAUACAAAUUGAGCUUCCACAGUGAAACAUCACAACCCUGAUAGGUUUAAUGACUCUUUAGGGCACAGGGUACAGUAUUGUUGGGUGUAAUGUAAUUGUGUUUACACAUCUACCUGUUUUGGAGUGAAAGAGAGAGUCUGCAAAUUUCCCCACUAUGUACAGGGUGAUGUGUGGUCAUCAUUCUGAGGAGAGUGAGAGAGUGCACCAGACACAGUGUCACUACUUUUACACCACCUGCUGAUGUAGUUGCCCACCUAUUAACCACGGCUGUUGUUCUAAAGCAGUGCUUCUCAACCUUUUACCCAUGUACAUUUUACCAGUAGGCCUAUGGUCUCAUGAGUCUUCUCAAGUACCCCCUGUGGAUAGGCCAAGUUCCCCUGGUUGGGAACCACUGUUCUAAAGCACUUCAGUAUGUGGAUUCUGUGAAAACCAAAGUGAACAUGCAUAAAACUGUCAUCUGAAAUUUCUGGCUCGUCGUUUUGAAUGGGGAUAGAUGAUGUGUUUCAAACCUCAAAUAACCAAAGUAUACAUUUUUGGAUUGAGGCGGUAACUUGGAGAGAAAUGCAGUUGGUUAUGAACUCUCACCAUCUCAACCAUUGGGUUAGUUUGGUGGGUUGGGGUGUGAUCCUAUCAGCGGGAUGUUGUGAACUUAGUAAGUGUGAAUGAGUGAGCGUGUGCUGUCUGUGUGUGUAUGAGAGAGCCAGAGUGAGAGAGUCAGAGCAGAGGAUAUGUGUCGUGAAGCACGGCAAUGUUAUAUUGUGGAAAAAGAAUAUGGUAUGUUGUAAAUAACCUUAGAUUAUUUUACGGAACCGAGCAGAGGACUGUGCAAUGAGAGGAGGAUACUCUUCUCAUUAUGUCAUGUUGAAGAUAAGAAUAUAGUUUUCUUACGAUGAUCAUUGAUUAUAUUGUUAUUGUGUUCUUAUUCUUUUAAUGAGAAAAGGUUUAUUUGAUCAUAGAAUACAUAAUCAGUGUAGAUAUUUGGAUUUUAUGUUUAUAAUUUGUUUUCUCUGAUGGUGAAAGGGGCUCUUCCAUAUACAUUGUCAGAAGAAGCAUGGAUAUGUUGCCAUGGAAGGGCUAAUAGGUUGGUCGUGAAGUCGCCUCUUGUCCCAUUUUAUAUUUCGCAAUAACUGUUGUACUACGCAAUAACAAGUUGUACAGUACGUGAUCCCUGUCCAAAUUUACCAGUGGAUUGAAUACUUUAUAUCUAACACAAAAACAAUGAAGUCACAACUUUAAGUAGAACAAAAAAAAUACUGGAGACUGUUUUAUUGCCCAUUGUCACUUUUACAUUUGGAUUCAAAUAGUGAGAUUUUGAUAUCACUGUUGACAAAGCGCUUCGUUUUUUUUAUUGAGCCAAGAAACAAGAAACUUCUUGUAGUUUUCAGUAUUGAUAAAACUGUUUGACAUUUCUUUAUAAAGCAAAACAAGUCCAAUUCUAAGGUGUAGUGUAUGUGCCGAGGUUAAGACGAUGUUCUUCAGUUGUCAAGGAGAGUUGGAUUACAGAUUGGACAAUGCAAUUAGGACAAUGCAAUGAGACUUGGUUUUGAAGCAGCUUUACCAUACAGCCCAGCAUAUCUAAUGGGCAUGUGAUGUGUUGAUGAGGUUGAAAAGGUAUGAACAUGUACUGUAAACUGGUGUGUGUGUGUAUACAUAUGUAGGUACUGUACUGUAAAACAUACCAUUUGAAAAGGAAUUUAAACAAACACAAGCAAUACAUUUGGCAAAUGUCUGAUGCAGAAGCCUGCCAAACAAGUUGGUGCUCUGAUAGCAUUUAGCAAUGGCAUGUUAUGCGGAGGCUACAGUACACAGCAUUGUGAUAGGAUGUUUUUCCUAUAGUUGGUUGGGAAAACAGGGCCAUAUUCAGUAGGUAUAACACUACAGGAAGUUGCAGAUAUAAAUGGAAUGUAGCCUAUGGAGCAACCAACACAUUAGACUGGCAUUUUUCUCUGACAUGUUCUUCAUGGCUGCACAUCUGAAUAUGUUUUAGAUCUGUGUGUAUAUUGUAUGAAUAUGUAAAUGCUCAAGAUGUUUUGUGAAGAGAAUGUUUUGUUUGAUAGGCUCCGUCCACUGUGUGUAAAAACUGGAUUUGGAUAUUCAAAAGCUCUUUGGAUUGCGGCAAUAGUUAUUAUUUUUCCCAUCUGAGCAGCGGUUUGGAAAGGACUACAGUGUAAAUUGUCAAGUGAAAUACCACGCCAUCAUGAACCUGUGGUUGUUAUUAUAUCGGUGACACACUGAAAUACUACUCCAUCAUGAACCUGUGGUUAUUAUAUCGGUGACACACUGAAAUACCACACCAUCAUGAACCUGUGGUUAUUAUAUCGGUGACACACUGAAAUACCACUCCAUCAUGAACCUGUGGUUAUUAUAUCGGUGACACACUGAAAUACCACGCCAUCAUGAACCUGUGGUUAUUAUAUCGGUGACACACUGAAAUACCACGCCAUCAUGAACCUGUGGUUAUUAUAUCGGUGACACACUGAAAUACCACGCCAUCAUGAACCUGUGGUUAUUAUAUCGGUGACACACUGAAAUACCACUCCAUCAUGAACCUGUGGUUAUUAUAUCGGUGACACACUGAAAUACCACGCCAUCAUGAACCUGUGGUUAUUAUAUCGGUGACACACUGAAAUACCACGCCAUCAUGAACCUGUGGUUAUUAUAUCGGUGACACACUGAAAUACCACGCCAUCAUGAACCUGUGGUUAUUAUAUCGGUGACACACUGAAAUACCACACCAUCAUGAACCUGUGGUUAUUAUAUCAGUGACACACUGAAAUACCACGCCAUCAUGAACCUGUGGUUAUCAUAUCGGUGACACACUGAAAUACCACACCAUCAUGAACCUGUGGUUAUUAUAUCGGUGACACACUGAAAUACCACGCCAUCAUGAACCUGUGGUUAUUAUAUCGGUGACACACUGAAAUACCACACCAUCAUGAACCUGUGGUUAUCAUAUCGGUGACACACUGAAAUACCACGCCAUCAUGAACCUGUGGUUAUUAUAUCGGUGACACACUGAAAUACCACACCAUCAUGAACCUGUGGUUAUUAUAUCGGUGACACACUGAAAUACCACGCCAUCAUGAACCUGUGGUUAUUAUAUCGGUGACACACUGAAAUACCACGCCAUCAUGAACCUGUGGUUAUCAUAUCGGUGACACACUGAAAUACCACGCCAUCAUGAACCUGUGGUUAUUAUAUCGGUGACACACUGAAAUACCACGCCAUCAUGAACCUGUGGUUAUUAUAUCGGUGACACACUGAAAUACCACACCAUCAUGAACCUGUGGUUAUCAUAUCGGUGACACACUGAAAUACCACGCCAUCAUGAACCUGUGGUUAUUAUAUCGGUGACACACUGAAAUACCACGCCAUCAUGAACCUGUGGUUAUUAUAUCGGUGACACACUGAAAUACCACACCAUCAUGAACCUGUGGUUAUCAUAUCGGUGACACACUGAAAUACCACACCAUCAUGAACCUGUGGUUAUUAUAUCGGUGACACACUGAAAUACCACACCAUGAACCUGUGGUUAUUAUAUCGGUGACACACUGAAAUACCACAGAUAUAUGGCUGAGAGUUGAGCGCUCCCUUCUGGGUAGUGAUACACAAUCUUCCAAGACUUGUCAGAUGGACUAGAUACAGCGAAAAACAGAGCUUGGCACAUUUGCUUUAUGGAAGCAAAAUAAUUCACGCAAAUGCUUUAUUUCUUCACAACUACAUACAUUUAGUCAGACAAUAUAAGAAAAUAUUUACAGUCAUGACAGUCACUGGCCAAUGUAAUGUUUGCUCCUGUAUUUAUCCACUCUUUUGAGUGUCUGAAUCUUUUAAUGUAACUGUACUACAAACACUUAUCUACAAAUAAUGCCAUUCGGAAUAGUAUUUUAUGAAUGUAAUUGUCCUCCUGAGGUUUGAUUUAGCCAAAGUUUCACUUCAAGUAAAUGGCCGUGUAUUAAUGGUCUUCAGCACAUCACGAUUCUAGCUCACCCCAGUGAAUUGGGAGGAUUAAGACCAUAAUACUAUCGAGAGAUUAUUUUGAUUCAUUUAACACAACCUGAGGAACUUGGUUAUAUGAGCUGUUAGUAUAUUCCCCAUUAAAGAAGAAUUCAUUUUAAAGGCAAAACAUUUACAAACCACAAUUUUGAACAGAUGAUUACAGCAUUGGUUGUGUAAUUCUCCUUUUAUAAAAAAUAUUUUGGUGAUAUAACGCUAUGCUAUAUUGUCCGCAUCUGUACAUUUAAAAUGUUAUUACCUUUUGACUGGAUUUAUUAAGAUAUUUCAUAGUCUCUAUCGGUUGAUAUACUGUUAAUCAACAAACAAAUGUGUACAACACAGCUAUAAAUGCACGCCUCAAUGUGUAUUGUAAAAGAGCUUUGCUUUUGGUUGCCAUCAGCUUUUGCCUCAGUCCAAUACCAAAGUUAUCUGCAAUAUUGCAUGAUAUGAUUCUUCCGAACUUUGCUCAGAAGCUGUCAAAUUGCUCUGUGUGUCUUUAAGUCAGCCAUUUCCUUCCAAGUAACUGCAAACUAUAAAUUGCUUUAUUGAGUCCACAUACAGUGCUGUGAAAGUCUUGGCCCCUUUCUGAUUUUCUCAAUUUUUGACAUUGAAUGUUACCAGAACUUCAACCAAAACUUGAGUGAAGCAAUAACGCAACAAUUACAUAUAUUGUUUAUUUAAUAAACAAAGUUAUGCAACACCCAAUGCCCUGUGUAAAAAAGUAAUUGCCCUCUUACACUCAAUAACUGGGUGUGCCUCCUUUAGCUACAUUGACUGCAACCAAACGCUUCAUAUAGUUGUUGAUCAGUCUCUCACAUCGCUGUGGAGGAAUGUUGUCCCCCUCUUCCGUUGAGAACUGCGCUAACUCAGUGGCAUUUGUUGAUUUUCAAAUAUGAACUGCUCAUUUCAGGUCCUGCCACAACAUUUCAAUCAGGAUCAGGUCUGAACUUUGACUAGAACAUUCUAAAACUUCAAAUUUGUUGCUUUUCAACUAUUCGGAUCUAGACUUGUUUUGUGUUUUUUGGAUCAUUGUCUUGCUGCAUAACCCAGCUGUGCUUCAGCUUCAAUUCACGGACGGCUGGCCUGACAUUCUCCUGAUACAGAGCAGAAUUUAUGGUUCCUUCAAUGAUGGCAAGUCAUCCAGGUCCUGAGGCAGCAAAGUAUCCCCAAACCAUCACACUACCACCAUCAUGCUUGACCACUGGUAUGAGGUUCUUACUGUGGAAUGCAGUGUUUGGUUUUCGGCAGACAUAACGGGACCCAUGUCGUCCAAAAAGUUCUUAUUUUGAGUCACCUGUCCAUAGAGCUUCUUGAUGAUCAUCCAGGUACUUAUUUGGCAAACUUGAGUCAACUUUUUUGGAGGACAUGGGUCCCAUUAUGUCUGGCGAAAACCAAACACUGCAUUAUACAGUAAGAACCUCUAACCAAGUGUCAAGCGUGGUGGUGGUGGUGGUAGUGUGAUGGUUUGGGGAUGCUUUGCUGCCUCAGGACCUGGACGACUUGUCGUCAUUAGAGGAACAAUGCUCUGUAUCAGAGAAUUCUAGAAUUCUACAGGAGAAUGUCAGGCCCUCCAUCCGUAAGCUGAAGCGCAGCUGGAUCAUGCAGCAAGACAAUGAUCCAUAACACACAAUCAAGUCUACAUGAAAAUGGCUGAAAAGCAACACAUUUUAUGUUUUGGAAUGGCCUAGUCAAAGUCCAGCCCUAAAUCUGAUUUUGUUGUUGUUGUUGUGGCAGGACUUGAAACGAGCAGUUCAUGCUUGAAAACCCACAAAUGUCUCUGAGUUAAAGCAGUUCUGCAUGGAAGAGUGGGCCAAAAUUGCUCCACAGCGAUGUGAGAGACUGAUGACAACUGCAUGAAGCGUUUUGUUCCAAUCAUUGCAGCUAAAGGUGGCACAACCAGUUGUUGAGUACGGUGGCAAUGACUUUUUUUUACACAGAGGCAUUGAGUGUUUCAUAACUUUAUUAAAUAAGUAUCAAAUUGUUAUUUGUGUACACAGGUUUUGGUUGAAGAUCUGAUAACAUUCAAUAUCAAAAAUAUGCAAAAAUGUAAAUAAAUCAGAAAAGGGGCUAAUACUUUUCACUGCACUGUACUUGUUACGAUUUAAGUAUGGAAAAGUAUCUUGAAUAUAUAAAUGUUGUAAGAUGUUAAUUCUAUGUAUUCAAAAAUAUAUAGCUCAAUAAAGUUGUACAUUUCUCAAGA